Molecule: messenger RNA, 3424 nt
Organism: Dipodomys ordii (Ord's kangaroo rat)
Lineage: Eukaryota; Metazoa; Chordata; Mammalia; Rodentia; Heteromyidae
Gene: Oasl
Product: 2'-5'-oligoadenylate synthetase-like
Exons: 12
Coding region: 1-2817 (938 amino acids)
Biological process (GO): negative regulation of viral genome replication; regulation of ribonuclease activity; defense response to virus
Cellular component (GO): cytosol; nucleoplasm; membrane
Molecular function (GO): double-stranded RNA binding; protein binding; 2'-5'-oligoadenylate synthetase activity
Source: RefSeq, a predicted model, not a curated record
AUGGAGCUCUCCCGGAACCUGUACGAGACCCCUGGGGAUAUGCUGGGCACCUUCCUGAGUCAAGACCUUCAGCCCCAAAGGGUUUGGAAGGAGGAAAUUCAGGAUGUAUGGCAUAGAAUCGAGGGGUUCUUUCUCGAGCAGUGCUUCCGUGAUGAGCUGGUUCUGGACCAAAAAGUCAAGGUCCUGAAGGUGGUAAAGGGAGGUUCCUCAGGGAAGGGGACCAUACUGAAUCAGCACUCAGACGUGGACAUGGUUCUGUUCCUAAGCUGCUUUUCCAGUUUCAAGGAUCAGGCACAGCACCGAAAAGACAUCAUCGACUUCAUUAAGGAGAAACUGGAGCGCUGCGGACAAAGCCUGGCCUACAACAUCAGUGUGGUCCAACACCGAGAGGGGAAAAGGACCCCGCGCUCCCUGACCUUAAUGGUCCAGCCCAAGGAGAGCAGUGACAUCGUGCGGGUGGAUGUGCUCCCGGCCUUUGAUGCCCUGGGAUCCUUUAACCCAAACUCUAAACCAGCACCAGAAAUCUAUGAGAAUUUAAUAACCAGCGAGGGUCACCCUGGCGAGUUCUCAUCAAGCUUCACAGAGCUACAGAGACACUUCGUGAAAAGCCGUCCAGUUAAACUGAAGAAUCUUCUUCUGCUGGUGAAGCACUGGUACCUGCAGUACGUGAAACACAAAUAUCGAGCACCAUUGCCCCCAAAAUACGCACUGGAGCUCCUGACCAUCUACGCCUGGGAGACGGGGACAGGUGAAGGAGAGAAUUUCAAGUUGGAAGAAGGGCUUAUAGCUGUGAUGAAUCUCCUCAGAAAUCAUGAAAACAUUUGCAUCUACUGGACCAAAUACUACGAUUUCCAAAACGAGGUUGUUGGAAACGCCAUCAAACAACAGUUGAAGAGUUCCAGGCCCAUUAUCCUAGACCCAGCUGACCCCACCAAUAACUUGGGAAGGAGACAAGGAUGGGCCCAGGUGGCUGCAGAAGCUGAUAACUGCCUACGGCAGGUCUGUUGCUUACAAAAAGUCCCCAGGCCCUGCUGGCAAGUACAGCCAGCAAGGGACAUGCCGGUGAUCGUGAAACAGAAAGACAUGGAAGCACCCGGCGCCAGUGGCUCACGCCUGGUCUUCAAGAACAGCAACCCAGUCAGACAACUCAUCCCCCUGGAUCCCUUUCCAUUCUGCUCCGUUAUCCCACCAGGAGCUGAAAGCCAGCUGGAGAGGAGCCCCCUUAAGAAAGGAGGUGUGUACUGGGAGGCUGGGGAGUGUGUGGCUAUAUAUGACCAACCAGCGGUGGUCCACUCCACAGAGAUGGCCCUGGCCCAGGAGCUCUACAGCAUCCCAGCCUCCAGGCUGGACUCCUUCGUGAGCCAGAGGCUACAGCCCAGACAUGAAUGGAAGGAAGAGGUGCUGGAGGCGGUUCGGACUGUGGAGCAGUUCUUGAGGCAAGAAUGUUUCCAGGGAGAUCGGAGCCUGGGCCAGGAGGUGCAGGUGCUCAAGGUGGUCAAGGUGGGCUCCUUUGGGAAUGGCACAGUACUCAGGAAUGAAACGGAUGUGGAGCUGGUAGUGUUCCUGAGCUGUUUCCACAGCUUCGGGGAAGAGGCCAAGAUCUACCAAGCCAUCAAACUCAUGCAGAGGAGCGUGUGGUGUUCCAAGGACCUGCUGGCCCUCGGGCUCAGAGACGUGAGGAUGGAAGAAGUCCCCAGCGCUCUGGUGCUCACCAUGGAGCCCAUCAAUGUCACCAUCAUGCCUGCCUUCAGGGCUCUGGGGCCUUCAGUUCAGCCACCCACUGAGGUCUACGUGCGUCUGAUCCAGGCUUGUAGGUACCCUGGAAACUUCUCCCCCUCCUUUGGUGAACUUCAGAGAAACUUUGUGAAACAUCGACCAACGAAGCUGAAAUCCCUCCUGCGCCUGGUGAAACAUUGGUAUUAUCAGUAUGUGAAAGCCAAAUGCCCCAGGGCCAAUCUGCCCCCUCUCUACGCCCUAGAACUACUGACAGUCUAUGCCUGGGAAGAAGGAACACAGGAGGAAAACAAUUUCCGGUUGGAGGAAGGCCUCACCACGGUGAUGGAGUUGCUCCAGGAAUAUGAACUCAUCUGCAUCCAUUGGACUAAGUUCUACUCACUUCAGAACCCAAUCAUUGGUGACUGUGUCAGAAAACAGCUCAAAAAACAGAGGCCUAUCAUCCUGGACCCAGCAGACCCCACCCACAAUGUGGCAGGGGGCUACAGAUGGGACAUAGUGGCUCAGAGGGCCAGCCAGUGCCUGAAACAGGACUGUUGCUAUGACAUCAGGGAGAGCCCGGUCCCCAGCUGGACUGUGCAGACAGCACCAGACAUCCAGGUGACAGUGAAGCAGUGGGGUCACUCGGACUUGAUCCUCUGGGUGAACCCUUAUGAAUCCAUCAAGAAAGUUAAAGAGAGAAUCUGCCGGAGCCGAGCCUACUUGGGCCUGCAGCGCCUGUCCUUCCAGGAGCCCGGCAGCGAGCGGCAGGUACUCAGCAGUCACUGCUCCUUGGCCUUUUAUGGAAUCUUCUGCAGCACCCACAUCUGCCUGCUGGACACAGUCUCCCCAGAGUUUCAGGUGUUUGUGAAGAACCCGGAUGGUGAGAGCCACGCCUACGCCGUCCACCCCUAUCACCCCAUUCAGAGCCUGAAGCAACAGAUCGAAGACCGACUGGGGCUGGGCAGCGGGCAGCAGCAGCUGGAAUUCCGGGGUCACGUGCUGCAGGACUGGUUUGAUUUUGCCUACUAUGGCAUUCAAGACAGUGUCACCCUCACCCUCUCCAAGAAGAAGGCGGAAAAAGCUCCAAUUCCACGCGCCUAGCUUCCUCUAGAAAGUUCCUGUGCAUCCCUGCGAUGUCAUCCUGAACCCAUCCUCUCCUCUAUCAUUCCGGUUCUGUGCUGGGGCAGCCCUAUGGCUCCACUGACUUUAUUAAUAGUUGUCCAGCCAUGCCAGUAGGGUGCCCAAAGAGAUGUGAGACCAAAUAGACAAAUGGACAAUGGCCAGACCCUAUGUACCAGUAGAAUUCUGGUCUAUAACUUUCUUUAGCAACUACCUGAGAAAGCAAACCACAGCCUUCCCAAGAACCAACCAGAAAGCAAGUCAGGACUCAGUCAAUUGCUUCUGGCUUCUCUAAUUCCUCACCUCAUCACUUCCAAUUUAGGGCCAAUCAAGGGAGACAAGUGAGCUCUCCAAACCUCUCCUGGCUGGCCCACCUCCAACCUCCCUCCAUCAACUCCCUCCAGAAGCCUUUCCCUUGUUUGGACUGACUAGUGAGCUUUCUGAUCACCCUGCCUGGUCUUGGACUCUCAGUCAAAUGUAAGGGAUGGUGGUUGGUUCCUUCCAAGGUUUUUGUUUCUUUUCUUUUCUUUUUUUUGGUGGCUCAAUCUUUUUUUUUUAAUAUACAUUUUUUAAUUGUGAAAAUACUGUA